Messenger RNA from Lineus longissimus, 1448 nucleotides. RefSeq lists its product as uncharacterized. The record is from RefSeq and is a predicted model, not a curated record. The transcript has 5 exons. NCBI's taxonomy places the organism in Eukaryota, Metazoa, Nemertea, Pilidiophora, Heteronemertea, Lineidae. Bases 589 to 1245 code for a protein of 218 amino acids.
CGUUUCGCUAUCUGACCUUUUCGCCCUCGACAGUCGUUUCGCUCCCAGGGACUUUUUGUUGGUUAUGACUUUUUGACACCCACUUUCCCAGUUUUCCCGAUAGUGGCGCCACUGUCUAAUCGUGACCCACGGGUGGUGCUGAUUGACACGAGACAGACUACGGGGAACCUGUUGUCCAGUUGAAGGCAUACCCGUUUCCAACGGGCGAGAGACCCAGAAGUUGUGACAGGGACAGAUCACAAACAAAUUGACGAAUGAACCUGUCCUUUAAAUGAUACAUACAGGACAUCUCGAAACAAGAUCAUUUUAGAUCAUUUAAUUUAGACAUGAUUUAACAAGCACGCGGCCGAUGUCCAAAGCUUACAAGUACAUGUACAUGUAUAACAACUAUGUAACCUUGCAGAUAACCUAUAUACCUUGUAACGGACCACCAGAUCUAGACAAAACAGCUAUAUGUAGGCUAUUAUAUAUCAUGCGGAUAGAAUAUACUUAAUGUAGUAGGUACAUGUAUUGAAAGACAUCGUCCCAUUGCUCUUAACCCGUGAGGAAAUUCCCGGGGAACUUCGUUUACCAUCAUCCAUUCACACCAUGAAGAUCUGUGUCUGUGGAGCAACCGGGCCGAGUGGGCAGAGACUGGUGCAGCAAGCCCUAGACGCUGGACAUCAGGUGAUAGCCUUGGUCCGGACGCCUGAGAAAGUAGAGGCAAAACAUGACAACCUCAAGGUUGAAAAGGUUGACGUAUGCAAUGUUGAAGACCUGGUUCCCCAUUUCACUGGAAGUGACGCAAUAAUGUCCUGUCUCGGUCACGCGAUAUCGUUCUUUACCGCGCAGACGUUUUAUUCAGAAUCUUGUAAAGCCAUCGUUGAAGCGAUGAGAAAAGCGGAUGUGAAACGUUUAGUGGCUAUAACGUCAUGGUGUACGGUCUACAAACCAGAGCACCCCAAGUUCAUUGAGUGGUUCCUGAAGCCGGUGUUCAUUGGGCGGAACCUGGCCGACAUGGCCCGGAUGGAGACCUACCUCCAGAAUGAAUGCUCCGACAUCACGUGGACAUGCGUCAAGCCACCGGGGCUCACAAACGAUCCUAUCACUGAUAAAGCGAUAGAAGCAGUGGAGGGCCAGUUUAUCCCCGACACACGAGGGCGCAUGGCGAGGGCGGACGUGGCGAGGUUUAUGUUGUCAAUCGUCGGCUAUGAGAAAUGGUACAAGAAACUCGUAGCCAUCGUGACAGCUCAGAAAGACUGCUGACUUGGAGGCUGUUGUGUUGUAACUACUGAUUGACACAGACAUUGCGCCACUUUGGGGCUAAAACGAUUAAGAUCCAAUGCGAUUAAAGUCAGAAGGCAAAGAAAUCGUCUUCCGCAAUAGCAUAGACAAAGAUUGACAGAAUUCUUAUUUGUUGUCCGGCAGUAUUCAAUAUAUAUAUAGAUGAUUUUCAAUAAAGCUGAACA